ACAGCAGACGCCAUUCCUCGCGCGGGCCCCGCGCCUCACCCAGACCCGGCUCGGUGGCUCCGGAGGCGCGCUCGAUCUGCGGCCGCGGGGGCGACGGACGGCCCGAUGCGCGCCCGCAGGCGGAUCGGAGGGCCGGGGCGCGCCCGUGGGAUAUUAUCGCGUCCCCGAAUAAUAUAAGGCUGCGAGUCAACACAGCGAACAAGAGUGAUAGGGAGAGAGGGCCGGAAAAAAAAUCACUGCAAAAUUAUUGCGAGGGCGAGAGGAAGAAGGAGGAGGCGGGGAAGCAAGGGGAGGCGAGCGAAGGACUAGAAGAAUCUCCCGAGACACUUGUGUCAAAUUCUGAAUCUGCAGAAUUGCUGCAUCUGCUCAUUAGCAAGAUGUCCAUUGAAGAAAGGAAAAUAAGUUUGAUAAACAGGACGACUUCGUUAAAUCCUAAUGCGGUAGAAUUUGUUCCUUCAUGCCUUAGAUCUGUGAGUGAUGCUUCAAACAGAUCGGACACAACCAAGAUUCCUGUCUCAGAGUCCUCCAAGGAAAUCAGCGCAGACCAACCAGAGUCUGUACCAAGCAACCCUGAUGAAGAAGCACAUCGGUAUUGGCAACAACAGCUUCCAGAUGAUAUCACUCCUGAUUUCAACGUUCUUGGCCAAGAUGAGACUCCUGGACCUGACAGUCUUUCACUCACGGGCUUGUCAGUGAAUGAUGGCUUUGGUGCUUCACUAUUUUCUCCAAACCAGACAUCAAGAAUGCAGCACCAUGCUUCUCCAUUUGUUAGGGACACGCUAAGUACACGAGGGAAGUUUGAAUUUCCUGGCCAAGAACAGCCGCAAGCUACUAUUAUGAGUCCCACUGCAAGUACUAUGAGUCCAACUGCUGCUCCAUGGGUAAAGACAGUAAGAAACGGUGGACAAUAUGGUACAAACAGAAGGGAUGCUAGUCACUACAAUGGAGAUUCUAGCAUUGGAUCCCCACUGCAGUCUGAUGCUUAUUACAGAAACCGGCGUAGCUUUAGGUCAAGUAUGGACAUCAUGACUCAGCUGGAGCAGAAUAAAGUUGAUGGACGACUCAAUCAGAAUCUCAGGUCACUGUCAUUUGGACAUUCAAGUCCCCCAUCACCAGUAUCAUAUGCUCAAAAUGGUCUUGCCAACUAUAACAAAGAGGCUUUUGGUCUGCCGAACAGUCCAUACAGAUCUCAUUCAGCCAUACUCACAGAUGAUAUAAUUUCACCUUCAGCUGGCAGGGAACGUUUAUCCCUAGAUUCUCCGAGGGGGAGGUACAAGACAACUAAUUUGCCUGUUACUAGUCUUGGUUCAAGCAGAGGCUCUCAUCUGUUGGCUGGCUCAUACAACGGUAAUCAUGAUAUGAUCUCAAACAACACACUGCAAAACAUUGCUGGAGUUCAAACGGGACCAACUUGGCUCGACACAGAUGCUACGGCUAACAUGUUUUUGGAAAAGGAUGAAGUUCAUGAUUUUGCAAGUCUAAGACAAGCACUUCUUGAACAGCAGGAUAGGCAAGCUUUUCUAACUAGUGGCAAUCCUUUAGCAAAGGAACUAAAUAUUAAGGAGCUGUACUCUAUCCAAAGCAGAUUAGCUCAGGAGAAGGCUAGAGAAAAUAUAUAUCAACAGAGAUUCCAGAUGCCAGAGUUGCAAGGCCUCAUCCAGGAGCAGAAUCCCGCGAUCGAUCUUUGUGGUCUUCAUGCAAGUGAGGCUAUGCACGUCCUGAACAAUGAACUCAACAACCGGAGGAAGAUCGCCCGUUCCACGGGCCGCCGGCUCCAGGCCAUCAUUAUCUCUAACCCCCGUACCCCUGCGAGGUUGACCGCCGCCAUCGAGCAGUAUCUCCUGGAGCACGGCCUUCAGUACACGCAGGCACAGCCGGGCCUCUUCCGCGUCCUGCUGCAGUGAAGUAGCAGGGACCGCCUAGGUGUUUGUGGACACGAUCAGAUGAAAUGAACAAAAAAAAAAAAAGAAUGACCUGUACUUCUGUAUAUGGCAGAGAUGAGUAGCAGAAUAGAAAUGAUACAGCAACGAUAGUUGGUUGUAAUGUUGGUAUAUCAGGGUUUUUUUGUCGGCAAAUACGUUGUAAAAUUUGCGGAAUUAGGCGAUAUGUUGUCCAACAGCAGUAGUGGAAAUGUCGCAUGCACGCGUUGAUGCUGCUGCGUGUUGAAGGCACAUAUGUUGUUUGGUUC
This is a messenger RNA of Aegilops tauschii subsp. strangulata, 2188 nucleotides long. RefSeq names its product polyadenylate-binding protein-interacting protein 7. Lineage: Eukaryota; Viridiplantae; Streptophyta; Magnoliopsida; Poales; Poaceae. The record is from RefSeq and is a predicted model, not a curated record.